This is a messenger RNA of Pterocles gutturalis (yellow-throated sandgrouse), 465 nucleotides long. It is a transcript of the gene WNT16, whose product is annotated as wingless-type MMTV integration site family, member 16. The annotation marks the transcript as partial. Gene Ontology annotation, molecular function: frizzled binding; cytokine activity. Gene Ontology annotation, biological process: neuron differentiation; cell fate commitment; multicellular organism development. Gene Ontology annotation, cellular component: extracellular region. Lineage: Eukaryota; Metazoa; Chordata; Aves; Pterocliformes; Pteroclidae. The transcript has a single exon. The record is from RefSeq and is a predicted model, not a curated record.
GCUGUAGCAAAGCUGAUGUCCGUGGAUUGUCGUUGUCAUGGUGUUUCUGGGUCCUGUGCUGUGAAAACUUGUUGGAAAACAAUGUCGUCCUUUGAAAAGAUUGGUCAGUUUUUAAAGAAUAAGUAUGAAAACAGCAUACAAAUAUCAGACAGACCGAAAAAAAAGCUACGCAGGAAAGAUAAAAGCCAGCGAAAAAUACCAAUCGGGAAAGAAGACCUGCUGUACGUGAACAAAUCACCCAAUUACUGUGUCGAAGACCAAAAAUUGGGGAUUCCUGGGACUCAGGGAAGGGAAUGUAACCGCACCUCAGAUGGACCCGAUGGCUGCAACCUCCUAUGCUGUGGGCGCGGGUACAACACCCAUGUUGUCAGGCACGUGGAAAGGUGUGAAUGCAAGUUUGUCUGGUGCUGCUACGUGCGCUGCCGGAGGUGCGAGACCAUGACUGAUGUACACACCUGCAAAUAA